Messenger RNA from Bolinopsis microptera, 1049 nucleotides. Its product is annotated as N-alpha-acetyltransferase 30-like. The transcript is spliced from 5 exons. Lineage: Eukaryota; Metazoa; Ctenophora; Tentaculata; Lobata; Bolinopsidae. The coding region runs from base 34 to 639 and encodes 201 amino acids. Gene Ontology annotation, cellular component: NatC complex. Gene Ontology annotation, molecular function: protein-N-terminal amino-acid acetyltransferase activity. The record is from RefSeq and is a predicted model, not a curated record. Gene Ontology annotation, biological process: N-terminal peptidyl-methionine acetylation.
UCUGAGAAUGCAGUGACUCGGUCCAGGGAGCUGAUGAUUGAUAUAGAGCCCCCUCCUAUAGAGUCUGAGCCAAGCGCUCAUAAGCAAAAUGAGGUGAACUCUACUAUCGACUUCGGCUUGGAUGAUGGCCACAAGGAGAUAGCAACGCAGCUAUCCGAACUGAGACUGGAAUGCGAGGAUCACGGUGUUGAACUGGUCCAAUACGAAACUGAAACUACCCUCGCCAGGAUUAUCGAGCUUAUCACCAAGGAUCUCUCAGAGCCCUACUCCAUCUAUACUUAUAGAUAUUUCAUCCACAACUGGCCCUUUCUCUGCUUCAUGGCUAAAGUAGAAGGGGAGAUAGUGGGAGCGAUAGUGUGUAAAUUAGACGAGCACAAAAAGGGGAGUUACCGGGGUUACAUAGCAAUGUUGGCUGUCGACAAGAAUCAUCGGCGGAAAAAAAUAGGGUCAUCGUUGGUACAGAAAGCUAUCCAAACAAUGAUUGACCACAAAUGCGAAGAGGUGGUUCUAGAGACGGAGAUAACAAAUCAAGCAGCUCUUAAUUUGUACCAACAAUUGGGUUUUGUCAGAGAUAAACGUCUUCUCAAAUACUACUUGAACGGUGUUGAUGCUUUUAGAUUAAAGCUGUGGCUGAAAUGACGAUCCGUCGAAAGAUCAAGAUGUACAGAUUUGUCAAUCUCAAGUGUUCAGUUUUAUGAUUUUCUAUCCGGCUGGAAUUUCGGUUAGAAAAGUCAAAAGUGAUGAGGCAGCCGUUAAAACGAAGAACGAUGUCACAAUUCAGUUUAUGCGUAACUCUUUAGUACGAAGAAAAGGAUGCCUCUGAACCAGGCAUUGGAAUGGUGUCCCGUUUUGAAUUAUGUUGAUUUAACUUAUUUGGUAGAUAACUUAAGUGGGGAUUUUGUGUAGUAGUGUUUAUCUUGUAUUGUUAUGUUUCUGUUCGUCUUAGCGUUUUGGCCCCUAAGUUUUGUUCCGCCAGUUUCCGGUCUUGUAGGGUUAUAAUUUUGUAAAUUAUUUUCCAACUGAUGAUAUAAAUCAAAUUUGAGUGCUUA